CCAAAUGUCCUUUUGCAGCCUCACAAGAAAAAAAAGCCCUUCAUAGAGAAGAAGAAAGCGGUAACGUUUCACUUGGUGCACAGAAGUCAGAGGGAUCCGCUUGCUGCUGAUGAUACUGCACCCCAGAGAGUUCUGCUGCCUACACAGACAGGGCAUGAGGAGCGAAGGAGGGAAGAGCAGCGGAAAUACGGAGUCUUCUUUGAUGAUGACUAUGACUAUUUGCAGCAUCUAAAAGAAGCAUCUGGUACGUCUGAGCUCGUCCCUUCUGUGCGUGGACAGCAAAGCAGAAUUGUUGUCACAAGUGACGGGCACAUAGAAGAUGAAAUUCAGCGAGUUCCAGCUCCAUCUAUUAAGUUGCCUUCCUCAGUAUUUGCCACAGAGUUUGAAGAGGACGUGGGGCUGUUAAAUAAAGCUGCUCCUGUUUCAGGACCACGGCUAGAUUUUGACCCUGAUAUUGUCGCAGCUCUUGAUGAUGAUUUUGAGUUUGACAAUCCAGAAAAUAUCCUGGAAGAUGAUUUUGUUCUACAAGCAAAUGACCUACAGAAGGGGGGAUCAGAUGCUGGGGAUGAAGAUCAGUGGGAAGAUGUGGAGGAUGAUAGUGAUGAAAAUGACAGUUGCAAUAAUGAUAAAGACUACGAUUCAGAAGGUCCUUUAUCAGAUGACGGGGUUAACGGACAGGCAAAAGAAUUUCUUUUUAUGCAGGAAGAAACCAGGAGUCGUUUCACAGAAUAUUCUAUGACAUCUUCAGUAAUGAGAAGGAAUGAGCAGUUAACCCUGUUGGAUGACAGAUUUGAGAAGUUUUUUGAACAAUUUGAUGAAGAUGAAAUUGGAGCCUUGGAUAACGUGGAGUUAGAAGGCUAUAUUAAUGCGGACAAUGCUCGCUUGCAGGAAGUCCUGAAUGAUUACUAUAAAGAGAAAGCAAAGAAUUGUGUGAAACUGGAUACUCUUGAACCCUGUGAAGAUUUAGACUCGCUUGUGAAUGACGAAAGUGAGGAAGAAAAGGAAGAAAUAGUAGCUGUAGUUCUUGAGGAACCAAAAGAAAAGUGGGAUUGCGAAUCCAUUUUGAGUACGUAUUCAAACUUAUACAAUCAUCCAACGCUUAUUAAGGAACCAUCAAAGCCCAAACCAAUAAAAGUUUCCCAGAAGACAGGAAUUCCCCUACAUAUCUUGCCUCAGAAGGGCCUUACUGCUAAGCAGAUUGAACGCAUGGAAAUGAUUAACGGCAGUGACCUGCCAAGAGCAUCAACGCAGCCACGUUCCAAAGAUGAGAGCAAAGAGGAUCGCAAAGCUAGGAAACAAGCUAUAAAAGAGGAGCGCAAGGAACGCAGAAUGGAGAAGAAAGCCAACAGGCUAGCCUUCAAACAGGAGAAAACCAGGCAAGAAAAGGAGUUGCUCAACCUGAAACAAAACGUUCAAGGACUGAAGUUGUCUUGA
Messenger RNA from Eurypyga helias (sunbittern), 1434 nucleotides. RefSeq names its product LTV1 ribosome biogenesis factor (gene LTV1). Gene Ontology annotation, cellular component: nucleus; preribosome, small subunit precursor; cytosol. Gene Ontology annotation, biological process: ribosomal small subunit biogenesis; ribosomal small subunit export from nucleus. The annotation marks the transcript as partial. The record is from RefSeq and is a predicted model, not a curated record. NCBI's taxonomy places the organism in Eukaryota, Metazoa, Chordata, Aves, Eurypygiformes, Eurypygidae. The transcript has 10 exons.